CAUUCUUCAUUGUCUCUUUUUUUGUCUUGUUUUUUGCCAUGAUGAAGAACGGGUCUGCUGCGAGUCUGCUGGUCGUGAUCGCCGCUGUCGUCGCUGCUGCUGCCUCGGCUGCAUCGGCUGCGGGCGUCGGCACCAACUGCGCAGGCAACGUCAACACAAACACCUUCUGGAGCGGAACCCCGACGCUGGUGCGCACUGUGGCGAACGGCACGCUUUGGUCGGUUGGCGACGCGGCGAGCGGCAUUGUCCAGGUCGCCCACGUUUACGGCAGCGCCUACGACCGCGGCUUUGCCCACGGCCAGCUCCUCAAGGACGACAUCCAGGCUCUCUACCCCCAGUUCUUUGGCUACCUCUACCAGCAGAUUGCUCCGUACCUCAAGGCGCUCCCCAAGGACAUCCAGAUCAUCAUCGAGCGCGACGGCGUCAUUGCUGGCCUCGAGUACACCUUCGAACUCACCAAGGCUCACACUCCACAGCGUUUCUUUGACGAGAUGCAAGGCCUCGCUGACGGCUCUGGCAUCCCAUACAAGCAGGUCAUCAACCUGCACAUGUUCCCAGAGCUCAUCAAGGCCGCUUGCUCCAUGAUGGGCAGCUGGGGCCCUGCGAUCGCCAAGACCAACGGCACUGUCUUCCAGCUGCGCGCUCUGGACUGGGGCACGGAUAGCCCUUUGACCAACUACCCUCUGCUCCUCGUUUCGCACCCGCAGGCAGGCGACGGCAACGAGUUUGCCUCCCUCGCCUGGAAGGGCUUUAUUGGCUCCAUCACUGGCUACUCGCACAAGAUGGGCGUCUCUGAGAAGGUGUGGGCUGGCUACAACGAAACCUCGUCGCGCGCCGGCAUUCCCUUCCACUUUUUGCUCCGUGAUAUUGCGCAGUACGACCGCUCGCUUUCUGACGCCAUCAACCGCAUGGUCAACAACCCCCGCACCUGCGCCAUCUUUGUGGGCAUUGGCAGCUCGCACGACAACCAGUUCCGUGCUUGCGAGUAUUCCAACCCGAGCCUCAACGUUUUUGACGAUGUCAACUACCCGACCUAUGCCAACCACCCGCUGAUGGAAGGCCUUGUCUUUGUCGACAAGCAUGUCCAGCCUAGCAACGACCCCUGCAUGACGUCGUUGGUGACCGCCAACUACGGCCAGCUCGAUGCUGAGACCAUUAUCCGCCAGGUCAUCGGUCCGUUCCAAACUGGCGAUCUGCAUGCUGCUGCAUACGAUUUUGGCAACAACGUCAUGUAUAUUGGCGUCGCUUCCAACACGACUUCGGGCGUUGUCGUUCCCGCCUACGCGCGCCCCUUCCUUAAGCUGGACAUGAGCCAAAUUCUUGCACAGCAGCUCGUUGAGCUUUAAUUGGAGUUUUUUUUGGGUUGUUCGUCUUUUUCGUCGAGACGCCGCGGCUCUUUUUUGUGCCGUGGCUUGCUUCUCAACAGGUCUCUCGCGAAUUGGUGCGUUUGAUUGUUGUUUUUGGUUUGUGAAAGAAAUUUACAUUUGUUUUGUUGCUUGCA
This is a messenger RNA of Capsaspora owczarzaki ATCC 30864, 1501 nucleotides long. RefSeq lists its product as hypothetical. Lineage: Eukaryota; Filasterea; Ministeriida; Capsasporidae. Bases 39 to 1346 code for a protein of 435 amino acids. The record is from RefSeq and is a predicted model, not a curated record. The transcript is spliced from 4 exons.